Molecule: messenger RNA, 1131 nt
Organism: Contarinia nasturtii (swede midge)
Lineage: Eukaryota; Metazoa; Arthropoda; Insecta; Diptera; Cecidomyiidae
Product: leukocyte receptor cluster member 1 homolog
Exons: 3
Coding region: 93-1115 (340 amino acids)
Source: RefSeq, a predicted model, not a curated record
UUUUAAUAUUAUUUAGCUAUAUUUACUGAAAACAUUCAUUCAUUCAACGUAAACAGAACGUGAUACAACGAAACUAUCACUAGUUCUCAAAAAUGAAUAUUUUACCACAUAAAAGUUGGCAUGUGCGAACAAAGGAGAACAUCGCUCGUGUGCGAAAGGAUCAAGCAAAGGCUGCUGAAGAAGAAGCUGAAAAACAACGACGCAUCGCAGUUGCAGAUUAUGAAGCACGAAUUAAUUUAUUACGGAAACGAGCGACUGAAACAUCUACGGCGAACGAAAGUGAAGCAACUGCAAAUCAUGACGGGAAAAAUGAAAUUGUGUCUGCUUCCGAGCAUGUUGAUUUGUUUGAUGACCACGAAGAAAAACAACAAAAAGUCAAACCAAUGGACGAGGAGAAACGACUUGAGCAAGAAAAAUAUGAGAAGCAAAUCGGUUAUUUGACAUAUUUGGGACAAGAUACACACGAAUCACUUGGCACUCAAAGUUGGUAUAAUGAAGCACCAAAACGAGACCAACAAAGUUCAUACGAUGAUAGCGGUGAAAAAAUUGAAGUCGGCCUCAGAGUCAAGCACUUGCACGAUCCGAUGUUUCGGUUCUUGAAAAAACCAAUUAUUGUCGAAAGCAAAUCAAGCGACAAAAAUGUUCCAGUCACACAGCAAAGUGUAGAAGUAGAAAAAUCAACUAUUUUGGAGAAAUUAAAGUCGCUGAAAAAGUCACGGUCUCCAGAUGAAAAGCACAAGAAAACCAAAAGAUCCAAGGUGAAAAAAGAGAAGAAAGAAAAGAAGAACAAACAUAAAAAAGAGAAACGCAGGCGUAAGGAUUUAUCAAGCAAUAAUAGUGGUAGCGGUGACAGUGAUAGUGAAUCGGAACAAUUAAGACAACAUAAAUUACAAAUGUUACAAAAACUGAGAGAAGAACGAUUGCAGCGUGAACGGGAAGAGCAAAAUAGAACGAAAGAAUUGCUGAGAAUAAAGAAUCCCACUCUGUUGCCACCUGAGGAAUUGAAAAAACCAGAGGAGAAAGCAAUCAACGUAGAACCACGCAUGCCACCAAUGAAACAAAAGUAUAAUUCACAAUUUAAUCCAUAUUUAGCGAAGCAAAAUUACGGCAAUUAAAAAUAUAUGUAUAGAU